GCUCUGGCCUAUCUGAUGACCUACAAGUGUGCAGUGGUUGAUGUGCUAUUUGGGGGUGCCAAGGCUGGUGUUAAGAUCAAUCCCAAAAACUACACUGAUAAUGAAUUGGAAAAGAUCACAAGGAGGUUUACCAUGGAGCUGGCAAAAAAGGGCUUUAUUGGUCCUGGCAUUGAUGUGCCUGCCCCAGACAUGAGCCCAGGUGAGCGGGAGAUGUCCUGGAUUGCUGCCACCUACGCCAGCACCAUAGGGCACUAUGAUAUUAAUGCCCGUGCCUGUGUUACCGGUAAGCCCAUCAGUCAGGGUGGGAUCCAUGGGCGGAUCUCUGCAACUGGCCAGGGAGUCUUCCAUGGGAUUGAAAAUUUCAUCAAUGAAGUUUCUUACAUGAGUAUUUUAGGAAUGACACCAGGGUUUGGAGAUAAAACGUUUGUUGUUCAGGGAUUUGGUAACGUGGGCCUGCACUCUAUGAGAUACUUACAUCGUUUUGGUGCUAAAUGUGUUGGUGUUGGUGAAUCUGAUGCGAGCAUUGAUGGUAUUGACCCAACGGAACUGGAAGACUUCAAAUUGCAACAUGGAUCAAUCCUGGGCUUCCCCAGGGCAAAGCCCUAUGAAGGGAGCAUCUUGGAAGCUGAUUGUGACAUCCUGAUCCCUGCUGCCAGCGAGAAGCAGCUGACCAAGUCCAACGUGCACAGAGUCAAAGCCAAGAUCAUUGCUGAGGGUGCCAAUGGACCAACAACCCCAGAGGCCGAUAAGAUCUUCCUGGAGAGGAACAUCAUCAUGGUGAUUCCAGACCUCUACUUGAAUGCUGGAGGAGUGACAGCAUCUUACUUUGAGUGGCUGAAGAAUCUGAAUCAUGUCAGCUAUGGCCGUUUGACCUUCAAAUAUGAAAGGGAUUCUAACUACCGCUUGCUCAUGUCUGUUCAAGAGAGCUUGGAAAGGAAAUUUGGAAGGCAUGGUGGAACUAUUCCCGUUGUGCCCACAGCAGAAUUCCAAGACAGGAUAUCGGGCGCCUCCAAGAAGGGCAUCGUGCACUCUGGCCUAGCUUACACCAUGGAACUAGAAACGACCUGUGCCACAGAGCCAUUUGGGUAUUUUUUGCCUUUAAAUGGAAGGUCUCUUCCCUCUGGCUGUGCUGCCUUCCUCCGGCUGCUCCGGAAGGUGGGACCCCCAGGGCGGAUCCUGGGGCCAGGAAUGCACCUGUUGCCCAGCAGCAGCCAGUGGCUCACUGCCUUGGCUCUGGACGAGUCUGAGACCUGCGGUAGCUCUGAUGCCUCUGAGCAGCAGGUGUGGAGCAUUUUCAGGGGGUGGCAUGGUCUGCAAGUGACUUACUGGUAUUUUACAUCAGCAAAAUAA
Nyctereutes procyonoides (raccoon dog) is the source of this 1350-nucleotide messenger RNA. RefSeq names its product glutamate dehydrogenase 1, mitochondrial-like. Gene Ontology annotation, biological process: L-glutamate catabolic process. Gene Ontology annotation, cellular component: mitochondrion. The record is from RefSeq and is a predicted model, not a curated record. Gene Ontology annotation, molecular function: L-glutamate dehydrogenase (NAD+) activity. NCBI's taxonomy places the organism in Eukaryota, Metazoa, Chordata, Mammalia, Carnivora, Canidae.